Aspergillus pseudonomiae is the source of this 854-nucleotide messenger RNA. Its product is annotated as cytochrome c oxidase assembly protein COX16. NCBI's taxonomy places the organism in Eukaryota, Fungi, Ascomycota, Eurotiomycetes, Eurotiales, Aspergillaceae. The coding region runs from base 176 to 580 and encodes 134 amino acids. The transcript has 2 exons. Gene Ontology annotation, cellular component: mitochondrial inner membrane. The record is from RefSeq and is a predicted model, not a curated record. Gene Ontology annotation, biological process: mitochondrial respiratory chain complex IV assembly.
CCCGGACUUUCUAUUUCACCGAAUGCUCAGUCCACAGUAGCCUGCCUUAGGCUCACUAAGACAGAAAAGCCCUUUUGAUAAUAACGCCAUCUGGGUUUAGUUAAGAGCAGAGUAGUACACCACUUCCUAUAUUCUUGUUCCUAGACUGCCUUGCAUUCUCAUAUCUCUUUCGGCAAUGCCCGUGUUCCAAAGCAAAACGUUUCGUCGUGCAACAACAGCAUCGUCUUCGCUCGGGGAACGGAUCGGCGAGACCUACCGCGCUAGAUUGCCCAAGCAUCCGUUUCUUCUCUUUGGAUUCCCCUUUAUUAUGAUAAUCGUUGCGGGGUCAUUUGCUUUGACCCCUGCUGCUGCCCUGAGAUAUGAACGGUACGACCGCAAGGUGCAGCAAUUAAGCCAAGAGGAAGCAAUGAAUUUAGGGCUGAAAGGGCCAGACGGGGAAGAGGGAAUCAGAAGGAACCCUCGGAGGCGGAUAAUUGGAGAUGAGAGGGAAGAGUACUAUAGGCUCAUGGCAAAAGAUUUGGACAACUGGGAGCAGAAAAGAGUGCAGAGGUUUAAGGGUGAACCCGAUGGGAAACUGUGAAAACUACUUAAGUACUAUCAUACCACAUAUUUUGCAUUCUGAUAAUCUCGCCUGUUGGCUGUUUCAGUAUUUGUUCAUUACGAGAGCUCUGCAGCUGAUCAGCUUGCGUCCUUUUCUAUAUACCUUUCCCCUUCCACUUGUACUUGUACUUGCCAAACAGCCUUUGUGAACCAAACUGUUGAGUAUGCACACACAAGAACUGUUUCGAAUCCACUCAUUUGGUGAUUUCAUUUAUAGAAAGCCUUGCACUUCUGUUAUAGAAUCCCCCUGUCAG